AUGCGUUCGAUCAUCUCCCUAGCAUUGUGCCUAGGUGCCGUCGCAGCUACUGAGCUCAAGACACGCACUGUUUAUCAAUUCGCCUCCAACGAAACCUGGUUAGAGAACCUAGUCACACGAUCCAAUGGCAUCAUCCUAGCAACCGAGAUCGGCCCCCCAGCCAACCUCCUGGCCUUUGAUCCCCGUGAGAAGCACCCCAAGAAGAAGGUCAUCAAAGACUUCACCUCGGUGUUGGGUCUUUCCGGUAUCACUGAGGGAGCUCAUGAUGUCUUUUACGUUGCCGGAGCGAACACCACAUCCGACAACAUCAGCGACCCCCCCACGAACGCGACUCACGUCUGGGAAGUUGAUUUCAACAAGAAUAGCGAGCACCCCCAUAUUAAGCUUCUGUGCCGCCCAACCGCACCUACUGGAUUCAACGGUCUGACAUCUUUCAACGAGACCAUCCUGCUCGCUAGCGCCUCCUACCAAAGUUCCAUCUUCGCUAUCGAUACCCAGACCGGUCGUACCUGGGAAGCUAUCAAGCAGACGAGCCUUAUGUCUAUGAUCAAUGGUAUCAAGGUCUCUGACGGCUUUGUGUACUGGUCUGCUAACGGCGCUUUGUACCGCGCUGAGCUGAACCCCGAUGUGACUGCUGGUACUGGUGAGCUCGUUUUCCAGGCUAGCGCGAUCGAUGAUUUCGCUAUUUCUCCUAAUGGAUUCGCUUUGAACUCGACUUACGGCUCGGACUAUAAGUUUGCGUACCUCGCCACGGCUUCUUAUAACACUAUUGAGCAGGUGAUCUUUACCCGCAAUGGCACUGCUGUUGGCCAUGAGAUUAUCGCUGGUGCCGAGGACUCGACUGAGGUUGCUGAGCCUACCGGUGCUUUCUUUGGACGGGGUGAGGGUCAGUUGAACAAGCUUUAUGUUACUACUGGUGGUGCCAGUGCUGUCAACGUUGAUGUUAAUGGUACCGAUGUCGCGGUUGGUGCGCAGCUGUUGGAAAUCCAGUUGAGCUAA
This is a messenger RNA of Penicillium pulvis, 999 nucleotides long. RefSeq lists its product as uncharacterized. The coding region runs from base 1 to 999 and encodes 332 amino acids. Lineage: Eukaryota; Fungi; Ascomycota; Eurotiomycetes; Eurotiales; Aspergillaceae. The record is from RefSeq and is a predicted model, not a curated record. The transcript has a single exon.